AUCUUCGUAGCCCGUAAUCAUUUGCAAAAGAGCAGCGCACGUGGAGAGGAAACUGCGGCACCGAAUAAACACUCAUCUGUGUUGACAUUUCAGCACAGCGUUCCCAUUCGCGCAGUUCGGAAACAUUUAUGUACACUUUCUGAUUAUUUGCACCAGAGAUAAUGUUACCAGAGGUAUUUUCGACAAGUUUUUCAAAAGACUCGUAAGGAAUAAAAGUCAAGCCGCCCCAAAAGACUGUUGAGCAUGUGCUUGGUACAACACUUACACAUUUAAAUUGGGACCCCUCUCCCGCGAAUUUAAAAGUUGAGCCAUUGUAAGUAUGGUGGAUAAAGGUCCUCUAUUGACAUCUGCGAUCAUUUUUUAUCUGUCCAUCGGGGCAGCAAUAUUCCAAGUUCUCGAGGAACCGAAUUGGAAACUUGCAGCAAAACAGUACAAUGCACAAAGGGAUAAAAUACUAGAAGACUACCCCUGUCUCACCAAAGAUGACUUGGACAAGAUUUUGGAGGUGGUUUCAGAUGCUGCCGGACAAGGUGUCACCAUCACUGGCAGCAAGACUUUCAACAACUGGAACUGGCCCAAUGCUGUCAUCUUUGCUGCUACUGUCAUCACAACUAUAGGUUAUGGCAACAUUGCCCCCAAAACGUCAGCAGGACGGGUGUUCUGCAUCUUCUAUGGGCUCUUCGGGGUGCCACUCUGUCUUACCUGGAUCAGUGAGCUGGGGAAGUUCUUUGGAGGCAGGGCCAAGCACCUGGGUCAGUACCUAACCAAGAGAGGGGUUUCACUGCGAAAGGCCCAGUUCACUUGCACAGCCAUCUUUGUCCUUUGGGGUGUACUGGUCCACCUGGUCAUCCCCCCAUUUGUAUUUAUGUCUCAAGAGGGUUGGACCUAUGUGGAGGGCUUGUACUUUUCCUUUGUCACCUUGACCACGAUUGGCUUUGGUGACCUUGUAGCAGGCGUGGAUCCAAAUGCAGACUACCCAACUCUGUACCGUUACUUUGUGGAGGUGUGGAUUUACCUGGGUCUGGCCUGGCUCUCCCUGUUUUUCAACUGGAAGGUGCGCAUGGUCGUGGAGGCCCACAAGGCUCUGAAGAAACGACGCAAGCGGCGCAAGCUCUCCCUUGACGAGCUGAGGCACUACAAGGAGAGCCACAAGGCCCUCCACCUGCCGCCCACCGCCAACGACGUCAACAUCUUCAGCUUCCUGUCCAAGAAGCAGGAAGGCUACAACGACCUCAUCAAACAGAUUGGUGUCAAGAAAGAUGGUGGCGGGGACCACUGUGACAGUAAUGAUGCCAGUAACAAGGCCAAGGAGGCGAACCGCUCCCAGAGCUGCAUUGACACGGUUACCUGCAACGGCAACACUAUCCUCAGCCUGGACCGUUCACCGCGGCAGAAGCGGCGCUACAGCUUCAGUGACCGAGUCACCGUGGCCUUCUCGAAGUCCAAGAACUACCUCCUGGGCUCGGAAAAUGGGAUGCUGCUCACAGAGGACCAUGGGGAGGGUGAUUUGGACGGGGACCAGGAGAGGAUGUACGAGAACCAACUGGACAAAGAGGUGGACCAGGAGAGCGGAGUUGGCAGCCUGGGCGGUGGUGGAGGCUGCAGUAUGGGUGGCCGACGGCUGUGGGACUCCAAAGAGUACCAGUCCCUGAUCUUCCAGAAUGCGAACAUCACUUUUAUUGAUGAGGAGAACGUCCUUAACAACAACCUGGAGGAUGAGGAUGACGAUGCUAAAGCCAAGCUGUCAAUCACCACGUGCGACGAAAAUGUAGAGACUGACUCCAAAGAGGAGCAGGGCUCUGAAUCAGAAGAGUCCGUGUUCACCAGCGAUGGAUCAGAACAUGACCACUCUUAUGAGAAGCUUGUGGAGGAAUAUUCAAAGGAGGACAACACAGAGUCCUGAGGAACUGAACUGGACUGAACUAGACAUGGAAUAAUCCUUCAUGUCAUUGCUAUGACACAUUUUUUUUUUAACAAUUUAAGGCAUAGCCACAUUCUCGUUGAACUUUGAUCUAAUGAAGGAGAAAUCUUUUAAUAUUCUGUUAAAAUGAAAGACUGUGAAAUGAACAUUACAGGUUUUAUGUCUAUCACUCUGGUGCAUUCUUUCAGAUGUAAGUGGUAUAUUGCCCGUGUCUCAUCUUAAAAACCUUUCAUUGGAGUUGAACACAUCUUUCAUCUCCGAGUCCUGGAGUCUUUCAUGCAAUUUUUUCUCAGAUACCAUGAGAACAUUUUGCUUAGUCACCAAUACAUCAGAUAAUAACAGGCUCACCGUUUAGUCAUUUUAACUAACAUUUAAUCCAAUAGCAGAAAAUACAUUAUACCAUUUUCAAAACGGAUAUUUUUGAAGUGCUGAAUCGAAGGAAUAAUAAAUCGUAUUGAAGAAUAGUGGCUGAUGAAGGAUGACAAUGGACAAUGUAGUAACUAGGCACUAUACAAUUUUGUUUCAGUAGUCUUCAGUUUUGAGCAUGUUAAUUCGGUUAUAGUUAAAUUAAGAAAUUACAAGAAAAUCAUAUAAAAAGUAAUGAAAAGCAGAUACUUGGAGUGGACAAGUGACUGUGAAUUUGUUUGUAAAUGCACUUAGUUUUGAAACAGACAUUUUUAUGAAAUGUUUAGAUUUUUGUGCCAAGAAUUUUGAAAGUGUAAUAGAUGCUUUUGAAAAUUGCACCAGAGUGAUUAAAAAAGACGAUCAGUCUUCCCUCAAACGAUCAAAUAAUGUGCCAACCUCUGGUUGGUUGAGUGUCUACUUUAAACAAUGAGUUUAUGAACUUAUUAACUCCUUCUGGUUAUAGACUAAAUGGAGUGACACCUAUGGACGUAUAGAUAAAGUUGUCCUACAUUAAUUCACUACUGUUUUCAGAAGAUAUGGUCGUCUUGCAUUUGUUUGAAACAAGAUUGAGUUUUUCAAUCAAUUUGAGAUGAUGCCUUAGUCUUUUGCUCAAAGGUUAAUAGGAAAUAGCAAGGGUGAAUACAUUUUUCAGAGGAUUGCUCCUGGCUUCUUUGAUUUAUAUUCACCAUAUUGGUGUUUUUUUGUAAUAUUUAUACAAUGAAGGAAAAAGCAGCCCUUUUGUUAAAGGGGCAAUCCACAGUUGCUACAUACAUUUUUGGACUUAUACAUUAAUGAUAUACACUGAGUGUACAAAACAUUAGGAACAUCUUCCCAAUAUUGAGUUGCACCCCUUUUUUGCUCUCAGAACAGCCUCAAUUCGUCGGGGCACUACAAGCUGUCGAAAGCAUUCCACAGGGAUGCUGGCCCAUGUUGACUCCAAUGCUUCCCACAGUUGUCAAGUUGGCUGGAUGGUGGACCAUUCUUGAUACACAUGGGAAACUGUUGAAACCCAGCAGCGUUGCAGUUCUUGACACACUCAAACCGGUGCGCUUGGCACCUACUACCAUACACGGUUCAAAGGCACUUAAAUAUUUUGUCUUGCCCAUUCGUCCUCUGAAUGGAGCACACACACACAAUCCGUGUCUCAAUUGUCUCGAGGCUUAAAAGUCUUUCUUGAACGUGUCUCCUCCCUUCAUCUACACUGAUUGAAGUGGAUUUAACAGGUGACUUCAAUAAGGGAUCAUGGCUUUCCCCUGCUUUCACCUUGUCAGUCUGUCAUUGAAAGAGCAUGUUUUGUACACAGUGCAUACUCAUUGAUUCUUGAAGAAUAUAACUAUAACAGCUGUCGUACCCCAUCACUAACUUGUUUUACUCUAGUGUUUGUAAACAGUAAAUGUAAACAAACACUUUAGCCUCAAAACAUGGUUAAAACUAUGUUAUAUCAUGGAUGGUUCGUCCUUGUAUCCAUAGCUCUGUCUAUGAAUUUAAGAGUGGUUACAUUUCUACAGCCCCCUCCCUCAGCUUUUUUCCAAAACAGUGGUGGGUUGACUGCUUUGCAACCAUUUCAAUUGUGCAUUGGCCCACUUUAAUUGCAUACUGGCGUAAAUGUCUCUCAUUGCACAAUUUCAUCAACUGAUGAGUGCAGUGUAAAAACCAUUUCAAUGAAGAUCAAUGUUGACCACCUGAGCCAAGCCCUUGUCCUUGAAGAGGUUGAGUGGGUUUGCGUGCAAUUUUCCCACUCCCUUUGUUUUCUUAUCAUUUCUUUGUUUCACUAAGUGAAACCCAUGUUUACUUUUAAUGUCUGAGAUUGAUGUUUGUUUGACUGCAUCUUUUAGGGGUCAAAUUCUGAACAUGAAUAACAUUUUGAGAACUUCCUGAACCAAUUAAAUCCAACCUGGAAAGUGAAACCUUGAAGUCUUUUUUUGAACCAAUGCAGAGUAGACUUGCGUGCAAAAUAGGGAUUAGUGUUCCAUUAGACAGUUCAGCCAAAAGGUGGGAUAUCCAUAAGUGCCCCCUUCAUUGUAUUCAUGCGACGCGUUCUUACACGCUAGUUCUGCGCCACGGCACAGAACCACCUUGAGUUUAGAGUCUGGUUUCCUAGUGUACAUUUUUUCUUUUUUUUAACUCUCUCACUUUGUCUCAUGGCUUUUUCUCUGUAAUUCUUUUGUAAAAAUGUUAUGGUCCCUUGCCUCUUUUGAAUGUUGAAUCGGUCUUCGUAAGGAAUUUCCCCAGUCACAAUAUUCAUUUUCUCACGUAAUCUCUCCUCCCUUUUUAUUUACUGUCUCCCUUUUGAGAGACCUUUCGUAUUUGCCAUGUAAACAUUGGAAAAGUGCCCAUCAGUAGCAACCCACUCUGCAUUGUCCAGGACAUGGCCUUGCUGCCUGUAUUUACUCUUGGGGGCUCGUGCUGGUGUGAAUGCCUGAAAUGUAACUCAUGUGGGCGGUCAAGGUUAACACGUGACGCUCCCUUAGCAUAAGGUUAGUCAUGAGACAAGGAGGCAGCAAUGUCAGUGUUCACUGUUUUCCUCCGUGUUCAUCCACAGCAAUUGCUCCCCCCCGCACAAAAACCUUACUCUGCAUAUUAUAUAAGUGUUGUGCAAUAUUAAGGAUGCCCAUACCAUUUACUCACAACUAGUGUUUUUUUCCCCUUCCCAGAAGAUCAGUCAUACUGUAAGACUAAAUUCAGUUGAGUCUGACAUGUUACCUUUCAUUUUGUUAUUUGCCUGCUAUCCAUAUUGAAUCCACACUCCUCUACAUUCUGACUCUUGAACGUUGUUUCCAAUGUGCUGAACACAGCAUGGAUCCGAUAUGGAUACCAGGUGACCUUGUUAGUGCAUAUCAGUACUUUCUUCAUGAGGAAAAAAAAUAGUUGCUAAUAUGGCCCCAGUUGUAUUACAAUGGUGUUCAUGAGCAUAAGUGCUUAAUGCUCCAUGGCUGUGUUAGCGUAAUCUUUAGUGUUGCUUACAUUAUCUUAGUGUUUAUUUUUAGAGUGCGUACAUUUUGUGUGCACCGACACCAGAUGUAAAUGUCCUAAAUCAUCACACUUUCACCAUCUCCAGUAAAAUGGUACAUUAUAUUCACAUCUUUCUACAGAACAGGUAUGUGAACUACUGGAAAUUGGUUAGAAAAUUGUACAACUGCCUGUUAGAAUUUAACUCUGUACUCGUUCUGAGGCUACACCAGUCACAAAUGGUUUCACCAGACCAUUUCAGUGCAGCAUUGUUUAAAUGCAGCUAUGGUACUUUUCUAGAUUCUGAUUAAAUUAAACCGUUUAAACUGUUUCAACAUUAUCAACAAAGAACCAGUUAUGUUGGUUGGACUAUGUCUUAAGUUUUACUCCUGUCAUUGCUCCUUUGUGUAAAAUUUACUCCAUCUUUUGUUUUUAUUAUUAAAUUAUUGCAAUUUUUAUGAUUGUUUUGUACAUGAAAUCACAGCAAAACUGUAUAUAUUUAAUUUUAAAUAAACAUAUUUAUAAAGUG
Salmo salar (Atlantic salmon) is the source of this 5804-nucleotide messenger RNA. It is a transcript of the gene kcnk5a, whose product is annotated as potassium channel, subfamily K, member 5a. Gene Ontology annotation, biological process: stabilization of membrane potential; potassium ion transmembrane transport. Gene Ontology annotation, molecular function: outward rectifier potassium channel activity; potassium ion leak channel activity. The record is from RefSeq and is a predicted model, not a curated record. Gene Ontology annotation, cellular component: plasma membrane. Lineage: Eukaryota; Metazoa; Chordata; Actinopteri; Salmoniformes; Salmonidae.